This is a messenger RNA of Dictyostelium discoideum AX4, 1635 nucleotides long. It is a transcript of the gene sf3a3, whose product is annotated as C2H2-type zinc finger-containing protein. Gene Ontology annotation, cellular component: nucleus; spliceosomal complex. Gene Ontology annotation, molecular function: nucleic acid binding; zinc ion binding; RNA binding. Bases 1 to 1635 code for a protein of 544 amino acids. Lineage: Eukaryota; Evosea; Eumycetozoa; Dictyosteliales; Dictyosteliaceae. The record is from RefSeq and is a predicted model, not a curated record. Gene Ontology annotation, biological process: mRNA splicing, via spliceosome. The transcript has 3 exons.
AUGUCAUCAUCAUUACUAGAAAAGACUAGAAAUUUACAUGAGAAUUUUGAAAGAUAUGAAUUAUUAAUUGAAAAUGAAAUGAAAACAGAACCUAAAACAACUAAAGAAAGAGUACUUCAAAGUCAUAGAGUUAAUCAUUAUUUAAAUUCUUCAAUUGAAUGUUCAAAAUCAUUAAUAAAUAUAUAUACAGAUUCUGAUCAUUCAAGAAAAGAUGAAUUAACAUCAAUUUCAGGAUUUGGUACAGAUUUAUAUAGUUCAUUCUAUGAAAAAUUAAGAGAAAUUAAAGAUUAUCAUCGUAAAUUUCCAAAUUUAAAAGAAGAAAGAAAUAAUGAACCUUUAAUUUUUACUCCAUCAAUUUCAUUUACAGGUAAUGAAAUGAAUGGUAAAUUUUUAGAUUUAAAUGAAAAUUAUGAAAAGUAUAUAAAUUUAUCAUUUAAUAGAAAUAAAUCAAUCAAUUUAGAUUAUUUAACAUAUUUAACAAGUUAUUAUAAAUUUCAAUAUAAUGAUAUCAAUCGUAUGAAAUCUCCACAAUAUAAGGAUUAUUUAGAAUCAGUUUAUAAAUAUUUAAUUCAUUUCAUUGAAAGAACUCAACCAUUAUUUGAAUUACAAUCUUCAAUAACUAAAUCAGAGAAUGAAUUUAUUGAAAAAUGGAAUAAUAAUGAAUUUGAUCCAAUUGAAAAUAAUAAUAAUAAUAACAAUAAUAAUAAUAAUAAUAAUAAUAAUAAUAAUAAUAAUAAUAAUAAUAAUAAUAAUAAUAAUAAUAAUAAUAAUAAUAAUAAUAAUAAUAAUAAUAAUAAUAGUAAUGUAAAUAGUAAUAAUAACCAAGAUGAUAAAUUAUUUUGUAAAGCGUGUAAAAAAUUAUUUACUUCUGAAAAUGUUUUUAAUGGUCAUUUAAAAGGUAAAAAGCAUAUACAAAAUGAAGAAAAAAUGAAUACUAAUAAAGAUAAUAAAGAUGGUGAUAGUAAUAAUAAUAAUAAUAAUAAUAAUGAAAAAUGGUAUAAUAAAUUAAAAUCAAGAAAAGAUAAUACAAUGUUUGAAUAUAAAAUUAAUAGAUUAUCAGAAUAUUUAUCGGAUCAGAUUGAAUCAACUAAAGAGAAUGUUUUAAAGAAACAAUCAAGAAGUUAUACAGAGGUUGUUGAUGGUGUUAUGGUUGGUGGUGUGGGUGAUGAUGAGGAAGAGGAUGAGGAGGUGAAUAUUGAUGAUUUGGAAGUAGAUGUUGAAGUUUCAAAAUUAAAGAUUGCAAAUUAUCCAGUAGAUUGGAGUGGUAAACCAAUUCCAUAUUGGGUUUAUCGUUAUUUAGAACUUGGUGUAGAAUAUAAAUGUGAAAUCUGUGGUAAUCAAUCUUACUGGGGUAGAAAGGCUUAUGAAAAACAUUUCCAAGAGACAAGACAUUCCUAUGGUAUGUCAAGUAUUGGUGUACCAAAUACAACUCAUUUUCAUGAAAUCACUAAAAUUAAAGAUGCCCUCGAACUUUGGUCAAAAAUUAAAAAUCAAACAAAUCAACAACAAUUUAAAUCUGAUCGUGAUGAAGAAUAUGAAGAUGAAACUGGUAAUGUUAUGAGUAAAAAGAAUUAUGAUCUUUUAGUUAAACAAGGUAUUAUUAAUCCAAAUCAAAAGAAACGUUCUCAUUAUUAA